CUCCCGGCCCUGACUGCCUCUAAGUGUUAGGCUUCCAUCCUCGCACCGCUAUCAAGGGCUGCACCUGCCCCUAAGUGUUAGACUCGAUACCGGUAACUCGAUAAGACCGAGCGGCGGGGAACGCUCCAUACGGUUUACGUAAAGGAUGGGGAUGGGAAAGGAGGAAGGAGAUAAAGUAAAACAAGAAUUCGAGGAGGGGGGAAAACAUCAGGGCCGUUGAUAGCCUUUUGUAUGUGAGUGCGUGUGUGUGUGGGCAAAAUGGGUUGGCCAGUUGGCGAUGAUUUUCAUGCUCCAUGUGACCCGCACGCCCGGGUUCUGCGCAAACUGGAGCGGAAGAAUAGAGCUGGAAAGGUGGAAGGGAAGGCUUGUCGCGCGGGAGGUUGUGUCAUACUAAGUAUCGUAUGUAUGAUAUAUCCUGGUAGUUGGUUCCUGGUGGUGGCUGUGGUAGUGGUCUGGGCUUCGGACAACACGGGGGGAAAACAUGAUUUAAGGAACCAAGCUCCUCUCCAUUUCUUCCUUUCGCCAUUUCUCCCUACUCUCUCUCUCUCUCUCUCUCUCCCCUCUCCCCUCCUCCUAUCUUCCCUUCAGCCUCAUAGCUUGCGCCAACUUGUCCACUUCUGUGCUUAUGUUCCAUAAGUUACCCUUCAAUUAGUGAUCGCAGCAUCUCUCAUUCGAACCGUCAAAAUGACUGCUCCUUCAACUAUUGCUACCAAGUUCCUUCCCGCAAAGGACCAGCUUGGAUUAGUUGCUGUUGGAUUCUCGGGUGGCCAGUGCAAAUCCGGUGUUGAUGCCGCUCCUUCCGCUUUGAUUGAGUCUGGGCUCUUGGCCGAUAUUCAAGAGACCUUGGAAUACACUCUUUAUCACGAUGGGGUUGUCCAUGGUUAUGCGAAACACCUUCCCGUACCGGGAACCGACCUUCCGCUACGCACUGCUGGAGCAAAGGCUCCCAUGAUCAAUCCCAUUGCUGUUUCCAGUGUUACGCAUGCUCUCUGCGACCAAGUUUACGAGCAUGCUUCCAAAGGACGCCUUGUUCUCACCUUGGGAGGUGAUCACUCUAUUGCUAUUGGUUCUGUUGCCGGCACUGCAAAGGCAAUCCGUGAACGUCACAAUGGCUCUGAGAUGGCCCUUGUCUGGGUUGACGCCCAUGCAGAUAUCAACACCCCUGAAUCUUCUGGUUCUGGCAAUAUUCAUGGCAUGCCUGUUUCCUUUUUGACUGGGAUUGCCAGACCACCCAAGGAAAACCCUGAUGUCUUUGGUUGGAUUAAGGAUGAGCAUAGAGUCAACCCUUCCAAGAUUGUUUACAUUGGCCUUCGUGACGUCGAUAUUCCUGAGAAGAAGAUACUUAAAGAUCAUGGCAUCCGCGCUUUCAGCAUGCACGAUAUUGACAAACACGGUAUUGGCAAGGUUAUGGACAUGGCUCUUGACCAUAUCAAUUGUGGCCCCGGACAAGAGGGUAUGCCAAUUCACUUGAGUUUCGACGUUGACGCCUUGGACCCAUAUGUCGCCCCGAGCACUGGUACUCCCGUACGUGGUGGACUCACCCUGAGAGAAGGAGACUUUAUAUGCGAGGUUAUCCAUGAGACUGGAUAUCUCGUGGCUAUGGAUCUCGUCGAGGUCAACCCCGCCCUCUCCGGGGAUGGCCCAGAGAGCAUUAGUGCUAGAGAAACCAUUAGAGCUGGUUGUAGUCUCGUUCGCUGCGCCUUGGGAGAGUGCCUCUUGGGUUAGAUAUCAUUAUCGUGUUGCGGACGUUCACAACCUACGGCAUUUUCGGCGAUAAGAAUUAAUGCUUUUUCAACUUA
Messenger RNA from Tuber melanosporum (Perigord truffle), 1799 nucleotides. RefSeq lists its product as uncharacterized. The transcript is spliced from 6 exons. NCBI's taxonomy places the organism in Eukaryota, Fungi, Ascomycota, Pezizomycetes, Pezizales, Tuberaceae. The record is from RefSeq and is a predicted model, not a curated record. Gene Ontology annotation, cellular component: nucleus; cytosol; cytoplasm. Gene Ontology annotation, molecular function: manganese ion binding; arginase activity. The coding region runs from base 685 to 1725 and encodes 346 amino acids.